This is a messenger RNA of Talaromyces rugulosus, 753 nucleotides long. RefSeq lists its product as uncharacterized. Bases 1 to 753 code for a protein of 250 amino acids. Lineage: Eukaryota; Fungi; Ascomycota; Eurotiomycetes; Eurotiales; Trichocomaceae. The record is from RefSeq and is a predicted model, not a curated record. The transcript is spliced from 3 exons.
AUGCCAGGACGCCUUGCAGGAAAAGUUGCCAUCGUCACCGGUGCAGCCUCUGGCUUUGGCAAGGGAAUCGCAGCCAAGUUUGUUGAAGAAGGUGCGAAGGUCAUAAUCGCCGACUUGUCUGAAGAUGCUGGUCUGAAAGCGGCCGAAGAUCUCAAAUGCACAUUCUUUAAGGCAGAUGUGACCAGUAGAGAUCACUGGCAGUCCCUUUUAAACGAGACACUCAACAAGUACGGCAGCCUUGACAUUGUGAUCAACAAUGCCGGAGCUACAUACGCCAACAAGCCUACGGGCUCAGUUACAGACAAAGAUUUCGACUUGGUAUGGAACGUAAACGUGAAGUCAGUCUAUCUUUCGUCUAAUGUGAUUGUACCGUACUUUAUCGACAACAACCGGCCGGGCGUAUUCAUUCAAAUCAGUUCUACCGCUGCACUACGUCCUCGUCCAGGACUCACAUGGUACAAUGCGUCUAAGGGUGCUGUUAGCAUUGCGACAAAAACAAUGGCAGUCGAGUAUGGACCUAAUCAGAUUCGGUUCAACUCUAUUUGUCCGGUGGUGGGAAGUACUGGCAUGACCCAUCUCUUCAUAGGAAAGCCUGAUACAGAGGAUAACCGCUCAUCAUUUGUAUCAACCAUCCCACUUGGCCGACCAUCAACUCCGGCUGAUGUAGCGAACGCGUGUUGUUAUUUGGCCAGUGACGAAGCCUCCUUCAUAACUGGGGUUGACCUCGAAGUUGAUGGUGGACGUUGUGUUUGA